Molecule: messenger RNA, 1057 nt
Organism: Cucurbitaria berberidis CBS 394.84
Lineage: Eukaryota; Fungi; Ascomycota; Dothideomycetes; Pleosporales; Cucurbitariaceae
Exons: 1
Coding region: 289-882 (197 amino acids)
Source: RefSeq, a predicted model, not a curated record
GUAACUCCUGGCGUAGCAUCUCAUUACCGUUGGUUGAACGCCUGAAGCGGUCGAAUAACCAACAUCAUAUUGGCUAGGUGAGAUUAUGUACAAGAUGGGCUGAGGCCACAUGCUGGGAUGCGGCGGUUCAGCAGCACGCAAAUAUAGAGUUGUGGCUGUAAGCCAUUGGUACAGCCGUACGUUUAAGCAAUUCAGCUUCAAGACCAGUGGUCUGCUGGCUCAGAAGCGAGCAUCGUGGGGUUUUCGCAUAUCUGUAGAACCUGCCCGUGUCGGUUCCUCCGCCACAAGAUGUUGCGAACAAUCUCACGCCAUAGUUCCGAGACGGCGGGCGGUAGCUCUCGCACUUUUGGUAAAUCCGAAGAGCACAACAAAUCCAAACCGAGAAUAAUCUCAAAGCGCAAGAUUUCCACCUCGAAACCCAAGGUUACGUUUAAAACUCAGACUUGGAGCGAUUUGGCAUCCAAACCUAGCGCUACACACAAGGCUAGGACCACAACAGUGACCAGGCUCACAUCGCCAGGCUCGAAUGACUCUAGACUUGGGACCAAGCGACAUAGCCGCUUUGGAUCACUCUUCAUAUCUCUUCUGGCAGUCAGUCCCAUGGCGAUCGAAUUUAAUGCAACGAAUCAACAGACUAUCGAAGCUGCUCAGAAGGCUACUACGCAGCCUACACAACCAACACCACCGAAAAAAGCUUAUAUACGGCCAGGCAGCGGUGUGAGGCCUUCAGAGACCUGCAAGACGAAGUGGAAGCGCCUGAAGUACGAGGUUAGGCUAAAAAUGAAGAGUCGAAGUAAAGGGAAUAGACAGGAGAGAGAAAAGUGGACACAGAUAGAAGAGUUGGAGCUAGAGGAACUGAAGGUUGAGGAGAGGGAGAGUUAGAACGAGAGGAGGGAUGACAUGAUGUAGACUUUGCUUCAUAUUGUUUUGCGUACGCGCCGGCCGCAGGCUUUAGUGGAACAACCACAAAAUGCCAGUGUAGCUCGGAUCAAUGUUGAAGGCUACGGCACCCAUAAUGGCGACAGAAGAGGUGGUUCAGGGUGCAUUAAUGGGAUGG